Messenger RNA from Scatophagus argus, 3468 nucleotides. RefSeq lists its product as uncharacterized. The record is from RefSeq and is a predicted model, not a curated record. Gene Ontology annotation, molecular function: protein binding. Bases 256 to 3447 code for a protein of 1063 amino acids. The transcript has 9 exons. NCBI's taxonomy places the organism in Eukaryota, Metazoa, Chordata, Actinopteri, Scatophagidae.
UCUAUCCCCCGCCGUGCGACCAUUUACAAAUAUCGUUUGUAAAUAAUCCCUCAGUCCGAAUGUGGCUGACUGAAAAGGCGCGAUAGUCUACAUCACGAGCUAUUUUGUUGCUUGCUGCGCACCGCGCACCCCUUCGCUCCGCCGCCGUGGGAGCGGCUGGAAUAACCUUGGUGUGAGCCAGUUGAGCGGCUGAAGAGAAGAGCGAGAGAGGCAGAACGGUGCGGCGGCGGAAGAUCAGCGAUCGCUGGCGUGAACAUGGCGGAGACCGUACGCUCGCUCUUCGACUACCGGGAGGCACACAGCCUGGACAGCGACGGAGAAGGCAUGAAGCCGGCACCGCCACUACGGGGGCGAGGCUGCGGAAGGAAAAGGAAAGGGACACCUGUCAAAGUCUUUGUUUCACACACUGAGGAGGAGAGCGUGCCUGAACACAGCUUCAACACAGGUGAUCGUAAGGAGGCAGCAGAAAGUAAACGGCUCACCCUGGAUGGACCUUUCUACAGCACAGAGUCUGCUCCUCAGAACUGUGGUUCAUCAGAGCAGGCUCAUGGCAAAGUCUCCUCCGGAUCGAAGACCAGCUCCUGCUUGGCCUCCACACCGGCUUCUUCUCCUGCUGCAUCUUCGGCUCCAACCCCAACACCAGUUCCCGCUCCUGCCCCGGCCACGGCGACUUCAGCUCAGGCCACAUCUCUGACCCCCGCAUCCACGGCCCCGGCUGCCCCAACAGCCUCUGCUCCAGCCCCAACAGCCAGCUCCUUCCCUCCCUCCCCUAACUGCCGCAUUCGAGAGGUCCACUGUGGCAGCCAGGUGCGGCUGGUCGUUAUCGCCAUCCGAGAUAUCACCAAGGGGGAGGAGAUCACUGUGGACUACAGCCUGACGGAGUGGGGAGAGAACCUGGGUUUCCGUGGUACUGUGUCUCCAGCGCAACAUGAAUGUAACUCAGACACAGAGAAUAACAACAAUAUCAAAAAGGAGGAUGAACCUCUUUCUCUGACGCCCCAGAGACAGCAGCGGCAGCACCCGCAGCAGCAGCAGCAGCAGCAGCAACAGCAGCAGCAGCAGCAGCAGCAGGAGUAUGUCACCCCCUCUUGGUCUCUCUCCCCUUCCUCUUCCCCCAUCUCCCACUCUGAUGCCAGCGACUCAGAGCCUGGAGAUGAGGACAAUGCCAGCCCCCGUGGACGCGCACUACGCCGUCGCAAAAAACGGCGUGGCACUCCUUCAAAGAAAAAGACUCCGCACCGGACCCCACCUGGGCGACCACCGGCUGCCUCCCCCACCACCAUUUCUCCUCACAACCGUCCACUCCCUACAUCCCAAUCAUCCCCUCCCUGCUCGUCGUCCUCCUCCUCUUCUUCAGCUAAGCCUGUGUUCAAAGCUCCGGCCCCACUUGGUUCCAACACUACAAACAACGUCAACAUAAAUGUGCCCAGAGGAGGAGUGUCCAUAGAUUCCAUGCGUCAAACCUGCGAGUACUGUGGGCGCCACUUCCGCUCCCUAGGCCGUCACUUAGAUAAACAUCAUGCACACCAACCAGAAGUGUGCUCUGCCCUGGUGGAGCGCUACACACAGAUGCCCCGCCUGCAUGCACAGAACACAAACCCCACCACACACACACACACUCAGCAGCACUUGAAGUCGUCACAAGCCACGGGACAGAGCCGCAGUUCAGAUCUUCCACAGAGCAGCGUCCAGGACCUUUCCAUGUCUCCGCCCACUCUCACAGCAGCCAACCAAUCCCUAGGACAAAACUCCACCCCACCUGUGCUCACUCCUCCACGAGGACAGAACGCAGUGCCGGUGUCUGUCUUAAAGAGGAGCCCACCGCCUGUGACGGCUGUGACGCAGGCCAGGAAGGGAACAAUGAGGAGGAUGAAGAAGGAAAGACUGGAGGAGGAGGAAGAAGAUGAGGAGGAUGAAGAUGAAGAAGAUGUGGAGGUGGUGGAGGUGAAGAGGCCCAAAGAGGAGGAGGAUGUUGAGGUGCUAUGCCCUCAGUCCUUCAGCAGCAAGUCGGCCAAAGAGAUUGAUCCACCAAAGGAAGAGGAAGAGGAGGAGGAUGAAGAAGAGGAGGAGGAGAAUGGAGUGAUGGAGGUGGAAGAUGAAAGUGGGGCAGAAGAUAAGGAAAAGGACUUGCUGAGUUCGGGGCGUCACCACCUGCUGCCCCUCCUGUCGUCCUUGUCCUCUCUGGUGCUGUACCUUCGCCGGCUGCAGCACUCGGCCUUCUUGUCCCUGUCUCGGCAGCUGCAGUCGGCCGAGGCUUGGCGCCUUCUUUGCCAUUCCAGCCUUGCUCUCCUCAUCCUGUACAACCGUCGACGUGAGUGUGAGGUCUCCAAGCUGUCCAUCACUGAAUACCGCGCUCGUGUCACUCCCCAGUGUCCUGUUCCUGUCCCACCUGGAGCCCCGCCAGCUCUGACUCCAUUGGAGGCCUCCCUUUCCCCAUUUGAGCGCCUAGUGCUUCCUCAUCUCCCUAGAGUUGGGGUCCAGGGUAAACGUGGACGGGUCCAGCCCCUCAUCCUUCCCCCUCACUGCGAGCCCUGCCUGGAGCUCCUCCUGCAGACACGGCAAGAUGUGGGAGUCGACCCCGCUAACCCGUAUGUCUUUGCCAGGCCCUACCAUUCCCCUGCCACACCACUACGAGGUACUGACCUCCUCCGCAGUCUGGCUCGCUCAAGCGGUACCCGCAAUCCCCGUGCCCUGACUCAGACCAGGGUUCGCCGACAGGUAGCUAUACUGACCCAGCUGCUGUUACUGGGAGAAGGAGAAGAGCCUGGGCAGCCUGGAGGCAGCGCUGUGGAAAGAUUGGAGCACUUCUUGGAGAGGGAGUACCAUGUGACACAGAACUGUGCCGGAAUUGGCCAAGACCCAGGCCUGAUGGGCAGAGUGGGCCGAGUUGUGCUUUGUGGAGAGCGUGAUGGAGUGCUGUUCAGAGGAAUGAGCCUGAACCACAUCUGCCUGGAACUGGAUGUUAUGUCAGGAAACUCUGCAGACUCAUACUCAGAGGGGGAGUCUGACGGGGAGGUGAAGGAGAAGCCUGAGGUGCCCGCCCCUGCUGCUGCUCCGAACCCUACACCUACCCUGCUGUAUGUCAGGAAGGGUAAGAACAACGGCCGAGUGGGACGACCCAAGAAGCUCAAGAACACCCAACCACCCCUUCCGCCUGCUCCACCUCCACCUGCAAACCGUAGGAGAGGCUCAGGAAAGCGAGGGGUCCUGAAGCGUCCAUGGUCAGAGGCAGAGCGGGCAGCAGUCGAGGAGCACCUGACCCAAAAUAUCACCGAGCUUCGAGUCCCUGCCAAGGCUGACUGUGAGCGCUGCUUGCAGCAGUGCCCCCUGCUGGUCAGCAACCACCGCGACUGGCGAGCCAUCAAGUUCUACUGCCACAACCGCAUACAGCUGCUAAAGAAAAACCAGCGGCGCGAAAGUGAGCCCCAGCCCCUCACUGUUUGCUGAGAGGGGAGAGUAUUUGAGGGA